Messenger RNA from Xenopus laevis (African clawed frog), 3557 nucleotides. It is a transcript of the gene psd4.L, whose product is annotated as PH and SEC7 domain-containing protein 2. The transcript is spliced from 17 exons. The record is from RefSeq and is a predicted model, not a curated record. NCBI's taxonomy places the organism in Eukaryota, Metazoa, Chordata, Amphibia, Anura, Pipidae. The coding region runs from base 395 to 3535 and encodes 1046 amino acids.
CGCUUUCAGACUUUCGCGCUCGGCCUGUCAGUGUAGGAAGUGCGGGACGUACAACAGCUGGAAGGUGCGACAGCAGCAACAAGAGGGGGAGGCGAGGUGACUGAACGUAAACAAAUAGUAACCCUGCAGACGGGAUUGGAGAAGCGGAGGGAAAAAGCUGGGGAGAAGGGAGACGCUGCGGAUAAAUGACAGGGAGUUGAAGAGGAGUCUAGUGACAGACACAGCUCAGAAUGGGACAGCUAUUAGACCUGGAGAAGUCAUCUUUAACGUGUCAUGGUUUUUCAGCCCAUGAUGACAUGAAUCCAAGAUUACCCAGACUGGGAGUACGCUAGGAAACAUCAUUGCUGCUGGAGAAAGAUAUCUAAAGACAAAUGAAAAUCGGCCAACGUGUGAAAUGGAAGAUCUGCAGCUUGAUGUUGACAAUGGUGACUUCCCCGUUUACAUUCCACAUUCUGACCCAGGGAGAACUUUACUUUAUGGGGAUAGUCAGGAAGAAAUUACCAAGGUAUGUGCCCAUCUUGGUGUGCCCACAACAAAUGUUGAUGCCCAUGCCAGUGAUACACUUGUCUGGUGUAGACAAGAUCCCAGAUCAACACAAGGAAAUGUAUUUGAGUCAAUUAAGCCUACUGCUGUGCCCUGUGAGACUAGGAAUUAUUUGUGUGCUGAGACUGUAACAGAUGAGGAACAAUUUCCCCUCAUGUCUUUGGAACCCACCAGCACGAGGAUCCAAGAUAAGGAAAAGGGCAGUGUGGCUACCGAUUUAAUACUGGUGAGUAUGCUCCAGGCUCAGCUGUGUAUGGAGGAACUUCAAGAUGAGAUUGAUAAAAAAGAGAAACCAUGGAGAUCUCCAGAGACUUUCCAUUACCAAGAAAAAGGUUCAUUGACAGGUUUGGACCCAUAUAAUGAAGACCAAGAGGAUCAUAUGCAGGAGAAAGCAGAUCUGAAGGGUGGUCAUGAAAACGAUGAGGAUUGUGAUGAGGAUGACGAGGAGAUACAAGACGAAAGUUUGUUCUGUGAAAAUCCUUUAUUUAUGGGCACUCCACCUCCACAGCCUGUUCAUCCCCAUUCACAUACUUACUUAGAUCUGAGGACUACCAGGAAUGGCUUCAUCUCAUGUGAUGAGGAUAAGAACCUUGCAGAUGGAUUAGAAUGUGGUCAGACAUUACCAGCCACGGUUCUUAAUGCUUGGGACAAUAAAGAUAAUUCUUCAAGCCUGUAUUCUGAGGGGCAGGUGAUGCAGGCAGCAGAAUCAUUGGAAAUCCUCCAGAUAGUUGAAGAUUGGGAGCAAGAGGAGGCCUUAUCCAACACCCUGAGCAGAUGCAAAAGGUCUCCACCUGUUGACUCUCACUGUAUUGAGGAGAAGCCAGUGUGUAGUUACAUGGAACUACAGUGCACAGAACCUUCCCAAGACCAGAGCAUCUGCUCUUCUCCAGGCCUCUCAUUCCUGGACCAGGUUAAUACAAAGUACUGCAAAACCAGAAACUUACCAGCUGAUGAUUGUUUGUCCGGAACCCCAGUGCCAGAGCAGGUAGAUAGAAAUCAGAGUUCUCCUUGGCCAGAGGACACUUUACCCGUAGAUGCCCGUACCUCCUUCCAAAGGGCAGAUGAAGUGGAGGAGGGAUUGCUGUUUUCUCCUUCAAGUUCAUUCCUGGUUUCAGCUUUGUUCAUACCAAAUGACUCCGAUCACUAUGUCCAAGCUCCCCUGGAGAAUCCACCUGCUCUUCGUCCUCAGGAAAUGCCACUAGCAGAGACUAGAGACCAUGACCUGGGAGAUCAUCUCGUAUGCCAAGGGUGUCAAGACAAGGAGCAGGCAGUUAGAACAUUGGCAUCAAGAGAGAGGGAGGAAGAAGAGUCGGUGGUACUGGUGCAGCAUCAGUAUGGACCUGAGAUUAUCAGUGAGGAGCAUCAGGAUGGACCUGAGAUUUUCAGUGAGGAGCAUCAGGAUGGACCUGAGAUUUUCAGUGAGGAGCAUCAGGAUGAACCUGUGAUUGUUAGUGAGGAGCAUCACGAUGGACCUGAGAUUGUCACUGAGCAGAUUAAUGAAGAACCCACACAGAUACACAUGGAAACAUCUGGUUCUAAGGAGGUACCCAAUGGGCACACUGUUCCAAACGGAAACAGUCAGGAUCUUGAGGCAGCGAGGAGACUGGCAUCAAAACUUUUUAAGUUGGAUGGCUUUGAAAGAUCCCAGGUGGCUCCUUAUCUUCAGAAAAACAAUGAGUUCAGUGCUAAGGUGGCAGAGGAAUAUCUCUCCUUUUUUGACUUCACUGGAAAACCUCUGGAUGCGGCUCUCAGGUCCCUCCUGCAGGAACUGGUGCUGACUGGGGAGACUCAGGAGAGGGAACGUGUUCUGCUGCAUUUCUCUAGUCAAUUCCACAGCUGCAACCCCAAGGACUUUGUUUCUGCUGAUGCUGUACACACGCUGACCUGUGCAAUCAUGCUGCUGAAUUCUGACCUACAUGGGCAGAACAUUGGCAAGAGUAUGAGCCUGCAGGACUUUAUCAAUAACCUGGAAGGAAUGAACGAUGGGUCUAAUUUCCCCAGAGACAUACUCAAGGCGUUGUAUAACUCUAUCCGUAAUGUUAAGCUGGAAUGGGCAAUAAGUGAGGGGAACCUCGCAAACACUCUGGUGCCGAAGCCCGAAAAUAAUCUUUCCUCUCGCAAGAAGAGUAAUCCUUUCCUCGAUGUGCUUGCCCCAGAUCCUGACGCCCCUAUUUACAAAAGUGGGACAUUACAGCGGAAGGUUCAUGCAGACAUAGAUGGCAAGAGGACUCCUUGGGGAAAACGAGGGUGGAAGUCAUUCUAUACGGUGUUAAAGGGAAUGCUACUGUUUUUACUCAAGGACGAGUACAGGGCAGACUGGCAGUCACCAGAGGAAGUGAUAAGUUUGCAUCAUGCCUUAGCAGAACAGGCCAAUGAAUAUACCAAGAAACAGUACGUGUUCCGACUGCAGACUGCUGACUGGCGAGUCUUGCUCUUUCAGGCGCAGACUGCAGAGGAAAUGAAUUCGUGGAUCCAUCGAGUAAAUCUGGUAGCUGCCAUGUUUUCAUCACCACCGUUCCCUGCCGCCAUCGGCUCACAGAAAAAAUUUGUCCGUCCGAUCCUUCCCUCAACUCAGUGCAAACUAGACCUGGAGGAGCAGCUGCAGUCACAUGAGACCUGGAUGGAUACGUUUACUGAUGACCUGACGGAGCAUCAGCGCAACUUGCCAGACGGCAAGAGCAAAACUCGCGACUGGGAGGAUUUCCAUGUAAAAGAGGAGUAUCUCCGCUAUGAGAAAACCAGGUACGAGACUUAUGUAAAGCUGCUGGCCUUGCGCAUGCAGGGAGGAUGUGAAGACAUCGACACGUGGGAGUCCAUGCUUACAGAACCCGAUGGGGCCAGCGAGGAGACCAAUGGGGAAUUAAAGAGGUCCCAUUCAAGCCCUUCACUCAAUGCUGAAAGUUCCCCAGUGGUUGUAAAGGUUAAACGCAACAUCUCGGAACGUCGGACUUACCGGAGGAUCAUCCCCAAGCGUAAUAAGAACCUUGUCUGAUUAAAAUACCUCCUGCACUAUG